This is a messenger RNA of Siniperca chuatsi (mandarin fish), 2395 nucleotides long. Its product is annotated as solute carrier family 22 member 5-like. The record is from RefSeq and is a predicted model, not a curated record. Gene Ontology annotation, cellular component: membrane. Gene Ontology annotation, molecular function: transmembrane transporter activity. Gene Ontology annotation, biological process: transmembrane transport. The coding region runs from base 434 to 2158 and encodes 574 amino acids. The transcript has 12 exons. Lineage: Eukaryota; Metazoa; Chordata; Actinopteri; Centrarchiformes; Sinipercidae.
AGUAUGGCCAAGAACUCUUUGUUCUCUGUUAGGUUGUUUGCCUGUGAAGAAAUAAAAACACAGAGAAACGCAAACUCCUUCAUGGACAAUGCACCUUUUUUGUCUGCGCACAAUUCAUCCUAAGGUGCAUCAAAUGGCCUUUUGAUUUCAAGUUUGUUUGAUUCUGAUUAUGGAAAUAUAUCCAAUACAGUUGGUGUCCUUUUUUUUACCCCUACACAGCACGGGGCGGUGGCUCGUGGCUGGAUUGUAGGCUUGCAGGGAGUCAUGUCACAGCACAGUUUGUUUUGUUUUUUUGUUGUUGUUUUUUUUACUCCGCUUACGUUGUAGGAAACAAAACAUGAUUUAACGUUCAGGAAAUAUGACUGAGUAGGACACAGUUGCAGGAAGUCGGUCGAUAGAACAGUAGUCCGUGAAAGAAAAGGAUCCUUUGACUAUGAAGAAUUAUGCUGACACCGUCGCUUUCCUGGGUCCAUGGGGACGUUUCCAGCAGGUUGUAUUCUUCCUGCUCUGUGCCAGCAUCAUGCCCAAUGGGUUUGGUGCUUUUACGCUCGUUUUCCUGACUGACGUACCAAGUCACCACUGCAUUGUUCCUGACGUCAAUCUAACCGAGGACUGGCAUAAAAUCAUCAUACCAGUAAAGCUGCUGUAUAAAGUCAGCUCCUCACAUGGGCUGAGGAAGGGGUAUGGCUACAUUCCACGGUUAUAUGUGAAGGUGGUGAAUGGGAAACAGGAGCUGAGCAAGUGCAGCAGAUACAGGCUGGAUGUGGUCAGAAAUCUCUCUGCUCAGGGAUUCAUUCCUGGCAGAGACGUCAACCUCACUGACCUGGAGCAGGAGGGCUGUGUGGACGGGUGGAGCUACAGCAGAGACAUCUACCAAUCCACCAUAGUCUCUGAAUUUGACCUGGUGUGCAGUGAGCAGUGGAAGCAGCCAUUCACCUCCACAGUUUUCUUCCUGGGAGUUCUUUUUGGAUCCUUCUUCUCAGGACAGCUCUCAGACAGAUUUGGAAGGAAACCAGUUCUUUUUGUAACCAUCGCAGUUCAGAUGGUUUUUACCUUUGUCCAAGUCUUCUCUGCCUCAUGGACUAUGUUCACCAUCUUCCUCUUCAUCAGUGGUUUGGGACAGAUGUCCAACUUUGUAGCGGCUUUAGUGCUGGGUGCUGAGACCUUGACUGGCAAUGUGCGAGUCCUUUACUCAUCCAUGGGCACAUGUUUAGGCUUUGCCGCUGGCUACAUGAUGCUGCCUCUCUUCGCUUACUUUUUAAGAGACUGGAAAUCUCUCCUGUUGGCUUUGUCUGUGCCUGGUCUGCUCUACUUGCCCCUCUGGUGGUUCAUCCCCGAGUCUCCUCGGUGGCUGCUCUCUCAGGGAAGAGUGGAGGAGGCCGAGGCCAUAGUGAGAAAGGCUGCUAAGUGGAACAAAGUUCAGGCUCCAGGGGUCAUCUUUCAAGAUUACAGUGUUAAUAAGACAAAGACACACUCUAAAGAACACCACAAUGUCCUCGACCUGCUGAGGAACAGCAACAUCAGAAUCACAACACUCAUUCUCUGCUUGGUGUCGUUCACUAUGACUACUGGAUACUAUAGCCUGUCCUUCAACACAUCCCAGCUCCAUGUUGACCCCUACAUCAGUUGUUUCAUCUCAGCAGCUAUAGAGAUUCCAGCAUACAUUUCCUGCUGGCUCGCUCUGCGAUACCUUCCACGACGACUGUCUGUCAUCGGUACUUUGCUUCUUGGAGCAGUGCCACUGUACCUCAUUCAACUGGUGCCUCAAAGUCUAACAAAUAUGUCUGUUGCACUGGAGAUGCUGGGUAAAUUUGGUAUCACCAUUGGUUCGUCCCUGAUGUUUGCCUACACGGCAGAGCUUUACCCAACAGUGCUCAGGAACACAGCCACAGGGAUAUGCACCACAGUCUCCAGAGUGGGAAGCUGCAUUACACCAUUUUUGUUACAGCUGAGUCUUUACUUUAAGUACCUUCCUUAUAUUAUAUUGGGGACUCUGGCUGUUGUGUCUGCCUUUGCUGCUGUCUUCCUUCCAGAGAGUUUUGGACGACCUCUACCUGAAACGAUUCAACAGAUGCAUAAGAGAGAAAGAAUAAAGUGUCCAUGCAUCGCUGGAAAAGAAACCCCAAUACCUGUGGUACUCCUGGACAGUCCACUAUGAUUAUCUAGUACUUUACUGAUGUAGGUGAUAUGUUGAUAUGUAUAUUGAGUAUAAUUACUACUGUUUACAUUUCUUAAUAUAAGAUUUUUUGUUUUGUUUUUAAGUUUAGUAAGUUAUUCGUCAAAAAUGAACCUAUAGUAUCAUUUUAAUACAUAAUACAAUACAUAAAAGAACUCUUCACUUCUCUAAGACAUCAGAAUGUGAAAUUGAAAUAGUGGAAUUAAAUUCUGAGUUAUA